AUGGCUGCGACGCGUCCCCCCGCGCCCGAAAUUCAUACGGCGGUAAAUCUCCUCAUUGACAACCUCGUCAACAUUAAAGAUGAAACUGGAAAGUUUCUCCUCUACCUCCCCGACGGUCGGGUUAUCGAUACAAAAUCCUGGGCUGGCUGGGAAUGGACGCACGGCAUCGGCCUGUACGGCGUGUGGAAGUACUACGAGAUCACGGGCGACGAGAAGCUGUUGAAGGUCAUCGAGGACUGGUUUGCCGCGCGAUUCGCUGAGGGGGGCACCACCAAAAACAUCAACACCAUGGCUGUCUUCCUCACCCUUGCAUACGUCUAUGAAAAGACCGGCAACGUCACCUACCUCCCCUGGCUAGAUGCUUGGGCUGAGUGGGCGAUGCAUGAAUUGCCACGCACCCGCUACGGCGGCAUGCAACACAUGACUUAUAUUACGGAGAACUACCAGCAGCUCUGGGACGAUACUCUGAUGAUGACUGUCAUGCCGCUGGCGAAGAUUGGAAAGCUGCUAAAUAGGCCCGAGUAUAUCGCCGAGGCCAAGAAGCAGUUCCUUACCCACAUCAAGUACCUGUUCGAUACCAAGACUGGCUUGUUUUUCCACGGCUGGACUUUUGAGGACGGUGGCCACAACUUUGCGGAUGCGCGCUGGGCUCGCGGGAACAGCUGGGUGACUAUUGUGAUUCCGGAAAUUAUCGAGCUGCUCGAGCUCGAGCCUACCGAUCCUAUCCGUUUGCAUCUAAUCGAAACCCUGGAGGCGCAGUGCGAGGCUCUCCAGCGCGUACAAUCGGAGUCUGGUGGCUGGCACACACUGCUGGAUCACCCCGAUUCAUACCUCGAGGCCUCCGCGACUGCCGGCUUUGCCUACGGUAUUCUCAAGGCGGUUCGGAAGAGGUACAUUGGCGCGCAGUACAAGGCAGUCGCUGAAAAGGCCAUUGCGUCGGUGAUGAAGGACGUCGAUCACAAUGGUGAGCUGCAGAACACCAGUUUUGGAACAGGAAUGGGUGAUUGUCUUCAAUUCUACAAGGACAUUCCCCUAACCUCCAUGCCAUAUGGACAGGCGAUGGCCAUCAUGGCGCUAGGAGAAUAUUUGUGGACCUAUAUUUAG
Penicillium atrosanguineum is the source of this 1104-nucleotide messenger RNA. Its product is annotated as glycoside hydrolase family 88/105 protein. The record is from RefSeq and is a predicted model, not a curated record. The transcript has a single exon. Gene Ontology annotation, biological process: carbohydrate metabolic process. Lineage: Eukaryota; Fungi; Ascomycota; Eurotiomycetes; Eurotiales; Aspergillaceae. Bases 1 to 1104 code for a protein of 367 amino acids.